This is a messenger RNA of Pongo pygmaeus (Bornean orangutan), 240 nucleotides long. RefSeq names its product NADH dehydrogenase [ubiquinone] 1 alpha subcomplex subunit 5-like. Gene Ontology annotation, cellular component: respiratory chain complex I. Gene Ontology annotation, biological process: respiratory electron transport chain. The transcript is spliced from 2 exons. The record is from RefSeq and is a predicted model, not a curated record. NCBI's taxonomy places the organism in Eukaryota, Metazoa, Chordata, Mammalia, Primates, Hominidae.
AUGGCAGGUGUGCUGAAGAAGACCACUGGCUUCAUGCGACUGGCUGUAUGCAAGAGUUCACACAAGACAACAGAACCAGAUGUUAAAAAAUUAGAAGACCAACUUCAAGGUGUUCAAAUAAAAGAGGUGAUUCUUCAGGUUGAAAGUGAACUAAGUCUGGCAAGAAAAAUGAUACAGCGGAAAUGAUAGGAGAUGUUCAUGGAAGAGCCUCCUGCCAAUCAAUGGAAAUGGCCAAUGUAA